Nothobranchius furzeri (turquoise killifish) is the source of this 900-nucleotide messenger RNA. NCBI's taxonomy places the organism in Eukaryota, Metazoa, Chordata, Actinopteri, Cyprinodontiformes, Nothobranchiidae. The record is from RefSeq and is a predicted model, not a curated record.
AUUCAGUGGAUACAGAGAAAUGCGUAAUAAGUAGAGGGAGAAAAAUAAGAAGAGGGUGAUGAUGACGGCCAAUAGACGAGCUCUAUUACCUUCAAAAUGACAAAAUAUGUAUUGAUUCUAAUCAUAUUCUUGUGCUUGUAUUUUAUUUUCAUAGGGAUGAUAAUUUGGAGGAGGUGAUGGAACAAGGUGAAACUAAAAUGAAGGAUCUUCACAAAUGUAAGUACAAGGUUGUAUCUGUAUACGGCUGUCACAUUUGUCAGGAAAAGAAAACAAUAAUUACUUUUUUAGGUUAUCUUGUGUGGGAAUUGAAGCAAUCAUUGACAAGGAAGAGUUCAACAAUAUUCAAAUCUCUGUGUAAGUAUUCAGAUGUUAAUAAAAUGUGUCUAAUUUUCCAUACUAAAAACUUUAUAUUGUGUAUAUUCAGGAUAGAGUCAUCAGAUGACACAUGGUCACCAAACAGAGAACCAGAAGUUGAUUCGUCUUCAGAGGAGGACGAAACCAUCAAGAUGGACAGCGGUACUGAUGACAGCGGUGAUGAGGACUACACACCUUAUAUACACAUAAGGACUGGAGCAGCAUUACAAAAAACAUUACAACUUGAGACUCUGCAAGAAAUUAACAUAGAGGAUACAGUUCAUGACUGUAAUAUCCCAGAAGCAACUGACCAACGUUUGACGAGCAAGAAAGGUCUUCCUCGACGCUACAAGCUAAGGCCUGAGGAUCCAAGGCGUUAUGGUUUGCUGUCCGGAGUUCCUGCACCAUCAACAGAGGAACUUCUACAACACCUACGGACUUGCGGUGAUGGUAAAAUAAAACAUUAUCUGCCUUACAUCUUCCACACAAUAGUCCAUUGCUAAUUGAGUUUAUUUUUUAUUUACAGGUAAACUUUGACAUAGGUGU